This is a messenger RNA of Fulmarus glacialis (Northern fulmar), 4688 nucleotides long. RefSeq names its product kinesin family member 26B (gene KIF26B). The record is from RefSeq and is a predicted model, not a curated record. Gene Ontology annotation, biological process: microtubule-based movement. Gene Ontology annotation, molecular function: microtubule binding; microtubule motor activity; ATP binding. NCBI's taxonomy places the organism in Eukaryota, Metazoa, Chordata, Aves, Procellariiformes, Procellariidae. The transcript is spliced from 8 exons. The annotation marks the transcript as partial.
AGCUGCUCAGAAAUUGAACCUGUCUUCCAAAAAGAAGAAGCACAGGCCUUCUGCAUCAUCUGUUCCUGAAUCUCCUCUCUUCUCUACCAGCUUCAGCAGUAUCCUUCAGACUUCCCCACCCCCUGCACCACCAUGUUUGUUGAGGGCAGUCAGCAAAGUGAAAGACACCCCCGGUUUGGGCAAGGUCAAAGUCAUGGUGCGCAUUUCUUCCACGCUUGCCAGAGACACGUCUGAGUCCAGCUCUUUCUUAAAAGUUGACCCCCGUAAGAAGCAAGUCACACUGUAUGACCCAUUGGCCUGUGGAGGUCAGAAUGCUUUCCAGAAAAGAGGCAACCAGGUUCCACCCAAGAUGUUUGCUUUCGAUGCAGUUUUCCCCCAAGAUUCAUCACAGGCUGAAGUAUGUGCUGGGACUGUGGCUGAGGUGAUCCAGUCUGUGGUUAAUGGGGCAGAUGGCUGCGUGUUCUGCUUUGGCCAUGCCAAGCUUGGGAAGUCAUACACCAUGAUUGGGAAGGAUGAUUCCAUGCAAAACCUUGGCAUAAUCCCUUGUGCCAUCUCCUGGCUCUUCAAGUUGAUUAAUGAACGCAAAGAGAAGACAGGAGCCCGCUUCUCAGUCCGAAUUUCUGCCGUGGAAGUGUGGGGGAAAGAAGAAAAUCUGAGAGACCUGUUGUCAGACGUGGCUACAGGCAGCCUGCAAGAUGGCCAGUCCCCAGGUGUCUACCUUUGUGAAGACCCUAUUUAUGGCAUGCAGCUUCAGAAUCAGAGCGAGCUCCGCGCCCCUACGGCAGAGAAGGCUGCCUUCUUCCUCGAUGCCGCCAUUGCCUCGCGUCGCAGCAGCCAGCGCGACUGUGACGAGGAGGAUCACCGCAACUCCCACAUGCUCUUCACUCUGCACAUCUACCAGUACCGCAUGGAGAAGAGCGGCAAAGGCGGAAUGUCUGGAGGCCGCAGCCGCUUGCACCUUAUUGACCUGGGUAGCUGUGUGAAAGUGCUCAGCAAAAACCGGGAGGGAAGCUCUGGCCUCUGUCUCUCAUUGUCAGCACUGGGCAAUGUCAUCCUCGCCCUUGUCAAUGGAAGCAAACACAUCCCGUACAAAGACAGCAAGCUCACCAUGUUGCUUCGGGAGUCCUUGGGGAAUAUGAACUGCCGCACCACAAUGAUAGCUCACAUUUCAGCUGCUGCGGGGAACUAUGCUGAGACGCUGUCCACCAUCCAGAUUGCAUCAAGGGUCCUCAGGAUGAAGAAAAAGAAAACUAAGUACACAUCGAGUUCUUCUGGAGGAGAGAGCUCUUGUGAAGAGGGCAGGAUGCGGAGGCCAACCCAGCUGAGGCCUUUCCAUUCUAGAAACACUGUUGACCCGGACUUCCCUAUUUUGCAUUUAUCAAGUGAUCCUGAUUAUUCGUCUAGCAGUGAGCAGUCGUGUGACACCGUGAUUUAUGUUGGCCCCAAUGGCACUGCCCUUUCUGAUAAGGAACUGACAGAUAAUGAGGGUCCCCCUGACUUUGUUCCCAUAGUUCCUGCUCUGCAAAAGACCAAAAACGAGGGCAGGUUGGAGGAAGUUAGUGAAUCAGGGCCCAGCACAUCUGAAAGAGACUGCCUGAAGUGCAACACCUUUGCAGAGCUCCAGGAGAGGCUGGAUUGCAUAGAUGGCAGUGAAGAGACCGACAAAUUUCCCUUUGAAGAGAUGCCUGUUCAAUUUAGUUCAGACCAGAUGUCUAAGUGUUCUGUCUCAAGCCAGCUGGCAGAGCUUAGCCACUUACCAGAGUCAGAUAAGGAAGAUAUGAUGCCAGAAUGUCAGCAUCCUGAUAGAGAAGCCAAGGAAAAUAUAAAUGCAACACCCAGCAAAACUAAGAGAAAUCACUCCCCUGUUCCUUCUGGAGCUCUUACUAAUGUUUCAACUCCUUCUUCUCCCAGGAGUGUAACAGGCAGUUCUAGUAAAGAGCUUAGCUCUUGUCAGUUAGCACACAGCACCAGCUUGCAGAGCAGCAGAGAAGGUCUCAACACCUGUGGAUUUGUGGAAGGCAAACCUCGGCCAAUGGGUUCGCCCCGGCUUGGCAUUGCGAGCCUCUCGAAGACAUCCGAGUACAAGCCACCAACUUCUCCUUCCCAGAGGUGCAAGGUCUACACACAGAAAGGAGUCCUGCCCAGCACCACUCCCCCACCAGCUCCCCUGAGUAAGGAUACUGGGGUGAUAUCUAGUGAAUCUUUAUUGCAGCCAGAAAUCCGGACCCCACCUGUAGGCAUGAGCCCUCAGAUUAUGAAGAAGUCGGUGUCCUCCAGCAAUGGGGAUUUUGAAGAGACCGUUCUUGAUGAAGAUCAGCAACAAAGCAUUUCUCCAGAAUCCAAGAAGGAGAUUCUGAGCACCACCAUGGUGACUGUGCAGCAGCCGUUAGAGCUGAAUGGAGAGGACGAGCUGGUGUUCACCCUUGUAGAAGAGCUAACCAUUAGUGGGGUCCUUGACAAUGGGCGCCCAACCAGUAUCAUCAGUUUUAACAGUGACUGCUCUGUGCAGGCUUUGGCCUCUGGGUCUAGGCCAGUCAGUAUUAUCAGCAGCAUAUCUGAAGAUCUUGAAUGUUACUCCAGUGCAGCUCCUGUGUCUGAAGUCAGCAUCACACAGUUCCUUCCACUUCCAAAGUUGGGCCUGGAUGACAAAUCCCAGGAUGAUGGCAGCAGGCGCUCAUCCAUCAGCUCAUGGUUGAGUGAAAUGAGCACAGGGAGUGAUGGUGAACAGUCGUGCCACAGCUUCAUAGCCCAGGCAUGCUAUGGGCAUGGGGAAGCAAUGGCAGAACCCCCUGUCUCUGAGUUUGCAAGCACCAUACAAAGUGCCAGCAUGAUUUGUGUAAGUGACAAACAGAAGCCAGUGACUGACAACAUGCUUAUACUGUCGGAAAUGGGGGAGGAAGCUUUCGGCAAAGUGCCACCCAUCAAAGGCUGUAAAAUAUCAGCUCUAGGGAAAACUACAGUCACAAUCAAAAACACCGCAAGCCUCAGCAGCUGUGAAGGCUACAUCCCAAUGAAGACAAACAUUACCGUGUAUCCAUGUAUUGCCGUUAAUCCCUUCAAAGCACAAGACACUGAUGACGCUGUACUGGCAGUAACUGCAGACCCAAAGGUUGCUCAUCCCCAUGACGGGAAAGAAUCCAGUGCUAAGAAGGAUAUCAAAUUUGAAGACCCUUGGCUGAAGAGAGAAGAAGAUGUAAAAAAGGACAGCUCUGGGAGCAGUGAUGGGCCAAGGCCUGACAUGGCCGCACUUUCAGCCAAGCCUGAGAACAGCACAAAGCAGUCCUCAGUGGACAGGUUUAGCAGCAGCAGCGGGGACACCUCUAUCUCCCCAGGAUCUGACAGUCUAAAGAGGAUUGUGGAUGGGUGUGAGGUGGCAGCAUCCAGCUCUGCAACCCAAAGCCCUGUUCAUUCCAGUGACGGCUUGAAGAAUGGCAGCCUCCCUCGAGGGCUUCCGAAGGCAGGCAAGCUGGAAGAGCCUGACAGUCACCUCCAUCCUACUGCCACUGACACCAGCGGAGUCAGCUCUUCUGCCCUCCCCCAGUUUUCUAAGGCUAGCCUUGACAAGAAAAUGGCCUCUCCCAAACACUGUGUCCUCACUCGUCCCAAAGGGACUCCUCCUCUGCCACCGGUGAGAAAGUCAAGCUUGGAUCAGAAGAACAGAGCCAGCCCCCAGCACAGCGCAGCCAGCAGCACCACAAGCAGUCCCUCCAGCCAGCCCGGGUCCUUCCUGGCCAGCUUCCCCGAGGAGCUAAAUGCCAAACAGAAGGGCCCUGCCAUCGACAGCAGUGGCAACAACAGCAGCAGCAAGCUCUUCAGUGCCAAACUGGAGCAGCUCGCCAGCAGGACCAACUCCCUCGGGAGGUCCACAGGAAGCCACUAUGAGUGUUUGUCGCUGGAAAGAGCGGAAAGCCUGUCCUCUGUGAGCUCCAAAAUGAGCCCUGGCAAAGACACCACCAUGCCUAGGGCCGGAAGGAGCCUCAGCCGCAGUGUCAUGUCCUCACCGACCAACUCGGGCCUCUCCCAGUCCGCAGGUGCCUCCCCGAAAGCCAGCCAGUCGAAGAUCUCUGCAGUCAGCAAGCUCCUGCUGGCGAGUCCCAAGGCCCGCAGCCUAUCUGCCUCUGCCACCAAAACGCUCAGCUUCUCGACCAAGUCUCUGCCUCAGUCUGUAGGGCAGAGCUCCAGUUUGCCUCCGAGUGGGAAGAACAUGUCCUGGUCAACGCAGUCCCUCAGCAGAAACCGGGGCUCCAGCCUUGCUUCCAAAUUGCCCCUUCGGGCCGUCAACGGGCGGAUUUCGGAGCUACUCCAAGGGAGUGCCAGUGCUAGAGUCUUACAGCCACGGGGAAGCUCAGAGGCAGAUGAGCACGGGGGCCUUCCCGGAGAUGAGAAGCCAGCUGUUCACGUGCUGCCUUCACCUUACAGCAAGAUCACCCCUCCUCGGAAACCUCACCGCUGCAGCAGUGGUCACGGGAGCGACAACAGCAGUGUCCUGAGCGGGGAGCUGCCCCCCGCCAUGGGAAAAACAGCCCUCUUCUACCACAGCGGAGGGAGCAGUGGCUAUGAGAGCAUGAUGAGGGACAGCGAGGCGACGGGGAGCGCCUCUUCAGCACAAGACUCCAUGAGCGAGAACAGCAGCUCUGCAAGCAGCAGGUGCCGAAGUCUCAAAAAUCCAAAGAAACGAUCAAAUGCAG